AUGGCACCGAGAUUCGCUAGUGUGCUUGCUGUGGCUCUAGCCGGAUGCCAACUUGCUAUCGCGCAAAACCCGGACGACACCGCCGAGGUCCAUCCCAAACUCACGACCUAUAAGUGUACCAAGGCGGGCGGGUGCGUCGCGCAAGAUACUUCCGUCGUCAUCGACUGGAACUACCACUGGUUCCAUACCGCCGACUGGUUGUCGUGCACAACCGCGUCUGGAGCAAUCAACACAACACUCUGUCCCGACGAGGCGACCUGCGCUAAGAACUGCUUCGUGCAAGGUGACACGAACUACACUGCCAAUGGCGUCACUACCUCCGGAGACACUCUCACCAUGUACCAGUACACCAAGAACAGCGACGGCGCGUACCAGAAUGCGUCUCCACGGUUGUACCUUUUGGGCUCCGACGGCAACUACGAAAUGCUCCAGCUGAACGGGCAGGAGCUGACCUUCACUGUCGAUCUCUCCCAGCUGCCCUGUGGCGAAAACGGCGCGCUGUAUCUGGGUGAAAUGGACAAGACUGGAGGCCGCAGCGAGUACAACCAGGGCGGUGCUAACUAUGGCGGUGGAUACUGCGAUGCCCAAUGCCCGGUGCAGAACUGGAGGAAUGGAACGGUCAACACGAGCGGUGCUGGCUAUUGCUGUAAUGAAAUGGAUAUCUUGGAGGCCAACUCGAAGGCCAUCGCAUUCACACCCCACCCCUGCACCGACUCCGACUGUGAUCGCAACGGAUGCGGCUUCAACCCGUACUCGCAAGGCUACCAUAACUACUACGGUCCCGGCGGUACAGUCGACACGACCAAGCCGUUCACUGUCGUCACCCAGUUCAACACCAACGACGGUACCGCUUCUGGCACCCUGACCAGCAUCACGAGGAAGUACCUCCAGAACGGGGUAGUGGUCGCUAGUGCCAACACCGGUGGUGACACUCUUACCUCGGAGAUGUGCAACUCUUUGGACAGCACCGCUGCUGCGUUCGGCGGCUUAGCAACCUCGGGGAAGGCACUCGCCCGCGGAAUGGUUCUCACCUUCGCCAUCUGGAACGACGCAACCGGCUACAUGAACUGGCUUGACACGGGCUCCAACGGCCCCUGCUCCACGACCGAGGGCAACCCCUCGCUCAUCAUCCAGAACAACCCCACCACCCACGUCGUCUUCAGCGGCAUCCGCUGGGGCGACAUCGGCUCGACCUUCUCCAGCGGCAGCGGCUCUGGCACCACGACGUCCAAGGCUGGAACCACGCUUACCACAUCCAAGGCUUCGACCGCGACGGCAAGCACAAAGGCCACGACCACGACCAAGGCUUCGACCACGUCGUCGGCUGCAGGUCCCGCGCAGACGCACUAUGGCCAAUGUGGCGGAAAGGGAUGGACUGGCCCCACGGCCUGCGUCAGCCCGUACAAGUGCGUCGUGUCUAACGACUACUACUCUCAAUGUCUGUGA
Molecule: messenger RNA, 1446 nt
Organism: Paraphaeosphaeria sporulosa
Lineage: Eukaryota; Fungi; Ascomycota; Dothideomycetes; Pleosporales; Didymosphaeriaceae
Product: putative endoglucanase
Exons: 5
Coding region: 1-1446 (481 amino acids)
Biological process (GO): carbohydrate metabolic process
Cellular component (GO): extracellular region
Molecular function (GO): cellulose binding; hydrolase activity, hydrolyzing O-glycosyl compounds
Source: RefSeq, a predicted model, not a curated record